Molecule: messenger RNA, 5618 nt
Organism: Orcinus orca (killer whale)
Lineage: Eukaryota; Metazoa; Chordata; Mammalia; Artiodactyla; Delphinidae
Gene: GPANK1
Product: G-patch domain and ankyrin repeats 1
Exons: 3
Coding region: 849-1904 (351 amino acids)
Molecular function (GO): nucleic acid binding; protein binding
Source: RefSeq, a predicted model, not a curated record
GUGAGGCCGGGUUCCGUGCUGACGGACCUGAGUAGGGUGUACUGGGCUGAACUGAACGGCGACAGAACCAGGACUGCCCCGUGCGCUAACCUGAGGUGGCGACAGCCAUUCUGCUGCUUGUUCCCUUGUACUUCUGCAUUUCCUGUUAGGGCUUGAACGGCGCUGCUGCAGGCGCUAAGUGUGACCUUCGAACCCAGGUCAGAGUAAUGGUGAGGGGCUGUGAGACGUUAUUUCUUUUCACGGUUUCUGGGCAUUCUCCACCUCAGGGCCUUUCUUAAGCCCGAGAAUGGUUUCCCAGGGACAGAAAAUGAGCUCGGAGCGGGGGCCACCUUGAGGGAGGCGAAGGGUAUUGUGGGGGCGUUAUGUAAAAGCAGCACACCAACCGACGGAUCCUUCUCGGUCCUCGCGCUACUUGGGCACGUGCUGCGUUGCGGUAUGCUACUGGAACGAUUCCAAGGCGGGAAACAGCCCCGGCGCUUGCGCGCGCCUGCGCCCUCGAGUAAUUGUCCCCCUCAAGCCACGCAUGCGUCUUUGUAUCGUGUGACUCUGUCGAUUCCUUUGCUUAGAGUAGUGUCAUUUUGCAGUACAGAAGCUACGAAACAACACAGACUGGAACCUCUCCCUUAAAUCUGCUUCCUGCUUCCGGAGAAGUGUCAAGUCUGUUUUUGUUUGAGAAGACGUUAGUUACCCGAAAUAGGAUCGAGGACAAUUUAAAGAGCCAGGCUGAUUGUUUUUCUUAACGCAGGUGUCUGGAGGUGGCUCUGGUCACUGCAGGACCACCAGGGGCUUGGCUUCCUCGUCUCAUCCUCCCCCUGCCUAGUCUCAUUUUCCCAGAUCUCCCAAAAGCCAUGUCCAGGGCCACCCUCAUUAACUUUACCCGAGCCACUGACCCCAGUGAUCUCUGGAAAGAUGGGCAAUUGCAGUCACAGCCUGAAGAGCUGAAGCCCACCCUGGAUGGGGCUGCAGCCCGGGCUUUCUACGAAGCCUUGACUGGGGAUCAGAGCAGCACUCGUGAACCCCAGAGGGCUCAGCCUGAGUCUGCCAGUAAAAGAAAGAGGAAGAGAAGAAGAAUGAUGAAGGAAGCUGCAGCAGGAGUAUCAGGAGAACAUGGACAAAGGACAUCCCUUGGGGCAGAGGACAAGAUGACCCACCGGAUACUGAGGGCAGCCCAGGAGGGGGAUGUGGCAAAACUAAAAAGACUGUUGGAUCCCCAUGAGGCAGGGGGAGCUGGGGGGAAUAUCAACGCUCGAGAUGCUUUCUGGUGGACCCCCCUGAUGUGUGCGGCCCGAGCAGGCCAGGGGGCAGCUGUGCGCUAUCUCCUGGGCCGUGGGGCUGCCUGGGUGGGGGUCUGCGAGCUGGGUGGCAGGGAUGCUGCUCAGCUGGCAGAAGAAGCGGGCUUCCCUGAGGUGGCCCGCAUGGUCAGAGAGGGCCCCAGAGAGACGAGGAGUCCAGAGAACCGGUCCCGAUCCCCCUCCCCCCAGUACUGUGAGGCUUGUGAUGCCCACUUCCAAGACUCUAACCACCGUACCUCCACUGCUCACCUGCUGUCAUUGUCCCAGGAUCUCCAGCCCCGCAACCUGCCCCUUGGGGUGCCUACCUCCAGCCCAGGCUUCAGGCUGCUGCUGAGGGGGGGCUGGGAGCCUGGAAUGGGGCUGGGACCCCGGGGUGAGGGCCAUGCCAGUCCCAUCCCCACUGUCCUCAAGAGGGACCAGGAAGGAUUAGGCUACAGAUCAGCACCCCAACCCCGAGUUACACAUUUCCCAGCUCGGGAUACACGGGCAGUGGCUGGGAGGGAGAGAGCCCCUAGGGUGACCACACUGAACUGGAAGGAGGAGAGAAGGCAGGAGGAGAAGGACAGGGCCUGGGAGCGGGAUCUGAGGACAUACAUGAACCUUGAGUUCUGACUUGGCAAGUUCUGACCCUGGUCUGCUGCUGAAGUCUGAACUUGGGCCCCUGACCUAGGCACUUGGGCUUCUACUUCCUGGGGCCUGCCCAGGUUCCAGACCUUCAGGUUUUGAUCAGUGGACUCUGCCUGUGGGAGAAAAGAGGCUGAGAGUUGAGAAAUAAAUCAAGCUUUUCCCCCUCUUUGGUGUUUUAUUCACUUUUCUGGAAGCUGUUGCAGGGAAGCCAAACAGGCUGGGGGCCACAUGAAAUUCUACCUGAGCCAGAAGAGGCAGCAGCUCUGCUAGGUGGUAUGAUAGGGUCACCUCCCUGCCAGUCUGGUUCGCUCCUAGUCCCAGCCGCUGCCCAGAGUGCCCCACCUAUUUUUUCAAUCCCUGAACCAGGAAUUGCCCAUCUCUAUGCAAGUCUAACUUCCCUCAGAAGGCAUCUCCUGCCCACUCCAUCCCUUGCCCACUCAAUUCAAUCAUUGAUUUCACAAACAAAGUUCAUAUACUAUGUGCUAAGAAUAGGGAGUAAGAGACUCCCAGUCUUCAGGUUGCUCACAGCUGGAGGAGACAGGAUGUGAUCAAAUACAAUGCAUGGUGAUAGAGGAGGUCAGGGACGGCUCAGAGGUGAUGAGAGUGGGUAGGGUCUUGCAGGAAGAGGCCAGUGUGAUAGGAGGGCCUAAGAUUAUGCAGCCUGUAGGCUAUUAGCUGAAACUGGGACCAGAACUCUGGCCUCCCAAAUAUACACUUUAAGCCAAGGUUGUUCAUUUUGAUACCUGAAAACUCCUGAGGGCAGGAAGCACAUCCUAUUUGUCUACACUUGCCCUUCCCACACUUCGUCUCCCGCGCCUCCCUUGUGCUGCUCAUACUGGGUGCCAGGCACAUGAAGUGCUCACUGUCGUCAAAUCCAAGAGGUAAAAUACGUGCAUGGAGGAGCAAGGAAGGGCUACUCAAGUCCCAAGCCUCCUCUCAGCUUUCUUUUCCGGAAAAUCCUUUCAUGAAAUCAUAAACAAGAAAAGGGGACUAAAGGGGGCGGGCGAGUUUAAGGGAACACUGGCGUCACGGGGGCUCUAGACGACGAAAAGGGAAAGCUGGGUUUACAUUCAGGCGUUGGGUCCCCGUGAUCUUGACUCUGCGCCCCGCGGUACGGCCAGGUGCGCACUGAUGGCGCGCACAAGCAGCGCGGGCGCGGUGCGGUGGUGGAUCGGCAGGGUCCGCCCCGCGAGCUGCGGGCCCCGCCUCCGCCUGUCCCUCUAGUCCCGGUGCAGCUGCUUCCGGGCUCUGCGGCUCCGGGCGGAUCCGCGAGGCCGCGGCCCGGACGCUGGGCCCGGGAGGGGCUGCAGCGCCUGGACGCCUGGCUCCCCAGGCAGGCCCGCGCUUUGCCUGGCAACCGGGAUCUCCGAGGACAUCUCCGGCCUGUCCUCGCGGAGACCGAGUCUCAGCUGCGUGCUCAGGGGCCGGUGGGGCCACUUUAUAGGGUUCAUAGCCCUCUGAAUCAAGGGACGAACGUUGCUGGCUGGAGUUUGCCGGAUACCUCUUCCCUCACUCACCUAACAAGAGACUUCUUCCUGAGCUGCCUUAGGGCAGCAGUUCAGGACUCUCCCGCUCCGGAGCACCUAGGACCCAGGGCCACCUUCCUUCCUUCCUUCCUUCUUGGGAGAACCUCCUCCCCAGUUGCUGGGGCACCUUGGGACGUAGGCUUGGUGAGUGAAACUUGGGGUGCUGCCUGCUGGGGAAGAAACCUGGAAAACAGGGAGGACACUGUGGGGGUGACCCAGGCUUCGUCAGAUCCUGAGACUUUUGGAAUCUUGUGUGCUGGGUGGUGGUGGUGAAUGAACUUGGAUGUGCCUUCCUUUACCUCAAAACUGUAAAGGAAACAAGCCGCUUGACACACCUGAGGCUGCAUGACCAUCCAGGGAAGUGGGGAGCCACUUCUGAAUUCAGAGUAGGACUCACCAGCAGAUACCUGUUCUUCUGAGCCUGAACAGACUGUGGCUUCUGAGGAAACCCUCAGCCCCCAAACCUGAGAGUCUAAGCAGUGCCAGGAAGCAGCCCCAGAAUUUGGGGGCUCAUUACACACCCCAACCAUGUUCCUGCGACAGCUUGGUGGCUGGCUACCUCGCCCCUGGGGCCGCUGGAAAUCAACGAGGCCUGACCUGCCCGCCCCAGAACCCAGACGGAUGGACAGCUCCUCUGAGAAUUCAGGGAGUGACUGGGACAGUGCCCCAGAAACCAUGGGAGAUCUGGGGCCUCCCAAGACCAAGGACUCAGGUGCACAGAGGAGCUCUGGGGCUGCUCCAGAACCAAGCAGGGAGUCCCAAGUUGAGCAACUGGGGUGCAAAAAAAUGGAUUCUCUCAAGUGGGAUGAGACUGUCUCUAGCACUCAAGAGUCUGGGAGAUUGGAGGCUGGAGAGACCAUUCUCAAACCAGGAUGGGAUCCUGUGGACUCAGGUGGCACCAAGAAGCCUGGUGUGUCCCCUGAAGAGGGACUGAGCCCCCCUGGGCUUGAAGCCCCAGCGGAGAAGCCUGGCCAGCGUCAGAAGCUGCUGGGCUGGCUGCGGGGGGAAACAGGUGGGGGAGCAGGGGCUCCCUACCAGUACCUGGGGGACCCAGAGGAGUGUCUGCAGAUAUCCACCAACCUGACCCUGCACCUGCUGGAGCUCCUGGCCUCAGCCCUGCUAGGGCUGUGCUCAAGGCCCUUGCGGGCAGCCUUGGACGCGUUGGGCCUGCGUGGACCGCUGGGCCUCUGGCUGCAUGGGCUACUGUCCUUCCUGGCUGCCCUGCAUGGGCUCCAUGCCGUGCUGAGCCUACUUACCGCUCACCCCCUGCACUUUGCCUGCCUCUUUGGUCUUCUACAGGCCCUGGUGCUGGCUGUCAGCCUCCGGGAGCCCAGUGGGGAUGGGGAGGCCACUGACUUGGAGGGCGAGAAGUUGGGGAGGGAGGGUGAGGAGCAGAGGGGAGACCCAGGAAAGAGGCUGUGACCACGGGGUGGGGUGUGGCCCAGCGUCCCACCCUCAGUGGGUUGGGAGCAAGGGUGAAGAUAGUGUGGGGGCACGAUCCACAUUGUAAGCACAGGGACCUCAGGGAUGGGGCAGAAACCCCAGAGUAUGAGGGCACAGAGGCCCUGCCCCCCUUCACACACAGGAGAGCUGUUUAGGGUGUCUGUGUGUUUAUGGACAGUGGGGGCAUUGGCCUUGAAUUCACCAGCUGUUGUUAAUUUUUGCUUUUACAUUUCUCCCACUUCCAGUUUUUUUUUUCCCACCUCCGCUUUUUAAAAACCAAAAAAAAAAAAAAAAAAGUGUGGUGGUGGAGAAUAAAGACUAAAGGGUCUUCUCUACCUUUCAAAACUCUCCAGGGGUGGAGGAGACUAGAGGCAAGACAGACAGACCUCUGGGUGGGGUAAGAGGGUGGUUCAGAGACUCAAGGGAUCCUGUGGAUCCUGGGAUCUGUGCUAUCUGGGAAAGAGUGGCACUGCUAGGUGGGUGGAUUAGGGGGUCUGGAUGGGGUUCCCACAGGUGAUGGGGAGCCUGCAGGGGGGAUCUGGGUGUUCCUAGGAGCCAGAGGGAGUGGGGAUGGUGCUGGCAGUGUUGGCAGGAGGGCCAGCUCAGAAGGGCUGGCAGCUCAUAGGCAGUAUGGGGAGCACUGGAGUUUGCAGACCCCACUGGGGGGUUGGCUUUGCUCACUCAGCAAUAAAUGUGUCACACCAAAUCCUAAAUACACCACUAAAAGUGA